CCCCCCCCCCUCCGCCCGGGCCGGGCAUGGAGUACUUUAUGGUGCCCGCGCAGAAGGUGCCGUCGCUGCAGCACUUCAGGAAAUCCGAGAAGGAGGUGAUCGGCGGGCUGUGCAGCCUGGCCAACAUCCCGCUGACCCCAGAGACGCAAAGGGACCAGGAGCGGCGGAUCCGCAGGGAGAUCGCCAACAGCAAUGAAAGGCGGCGCAUGCAGAGCAUCAACGCGGGCUUCCAGUCCCUGAAGACCCUCAUCCCACACACAGAUGGGGAGAAGCUUAGCAAGGCAGCGAUCCUUCAACAGACAGCAGAGUACAUUUUCUCUUUGGAGCAGGAGAAGACGCGGCUCCUGCAACAGAACGCUCAGCUCAAGCGGUUCAUCCAGGAGUUCAGUGGCUCCUCCCCAAAGCGACGGAGAGCAGAGGACAAAGACGAGGGCAUCGGGUCUCCGGACAUCUGGGAGGACGAGAAGGCCGAGGACCUGCGCAGGGAGAUGAUUGAGCUCCGGCAGCAGCUGGACAAGGAGCGCUCGGUCCGGAUGAUGCUGGAGGAGCAGGUGCGCUCUUUGGAGGCCCACAUGUACCCAGAGAAGCUGAAGGUGAUCGCGCAGCAGGUGCAGCUCCAGCAGCAGCAGGAACAGGUGAGGCCGCUGCACCCAGAGAAGCCUGAGCGCGAGCGGCAGGCCCGCGGCCAGCUGCUGCCAGCACACGGCCCUCCGGCGCCCACCCACCACCCGACGGUGAUUGUGCCCGCGCCGCCGCCGCCUUCUCACCAUGUCACCGUGGUCACCAUGGGCCCUUCCUCCGUGAUCAACACUAUCUCUACAUCCAGGCAAAAUCUGGACACUAUCGUUCAGGCGAUCCAGCACAUUGAGGGGACGCAGGAGAAGCAACUGCUGGAAGAAGAGGAGCAGCGCCGGCGUGCCGUCAUCGUGACCCCCACCCGGGCCAGCCUGGACCCCUCCAACUCGGACACAGCCUCUGACUCCGAGGCGGAAGACAGCGAUUCCAUGGAGCACAGCAAGGCUGAGAUGCCCUGACCCACGCCUGGCUGCGGGGGGAGGGAGGGGGCCGGGCAGGGCGUG
Elgaria multicarinata webbii is the source of this 1079-nucleotide messenger RNA. RefSeq names its product transcription factor AP-4 (gene TFAP4). The transcript has 7 exons. The record is from RefSeq and is a predicted model, not a curated record. Gene Ontology annotation, cellular component: nucleus. The coding region runs from base 27 to 1034 and encodes 335 amino acids. Gene Ontology annotation, biological process: regulation of transcription by RNA polymerase II. Gene Ontology annotation, molecular function: RNA polymerase II cis-regulatory region sequence-specific DNA binding; protein dimerization activity; DNA-binding transcription factor activity, RNA polymerase II-specific. Lineage: Eukaryota; Metazoa; Chordata; Lepidosauria; Squamata; Anguidae.